Messenger RNA from Notechis scutatus (mainland tiger snake), 812 nucleotides. The record is from RefSeq and is a predicted model, not a curated record. NCBI's taxonomy places the organism in Eukaryota, Metazoa, Chordata, Lepidosauria, Squamata, Elapidae.
GCCAUGUAGACUUUGAUGACUUCGUGGAACUGAUGGGGCCCAAGCUGCUGGCAGAGACAGCCGACAUGAUUGGGGUCAAGGAGCUGCGGGAUGCCUUCAGGGAGUUUGACACCAACGGAGAUGGAGAAAUCAGCACCAACGAACUGCGAGAAGCUAUGAGGAAGCUCCUCGGGCAGCAAGUGGGACACCGAGACAUAGAGGACAUCAUACGGGAUGUUGACCUGAAUGGAGAUGGGCGAGUGGACUUCGAAGAGUUUGUCAGGAUGAUGUCUCGCUGAAGACAGCUCUUGAGCUGAGCGGUGACCCAGCCCUGGAGGGUAGAAAAGGGCCACGUGUGGCGCGCCAUGCUCUGAGCUCCUAUGCAAUGCCGGCUGCCCCAUCGACGGUGUGCCGCAGUGACCUGCCUCACUCCUCCACCUGGCCUGAUGCUCCUUCCCUCUCCACACUGUGAACGAUUCGGGGUCUCCUGCAUUCGAAGCGCUGCCGGGAGAGGUGGGCAGCCGUGCCCCUGCCCAAAGCAGCCACAGAGGGCUGGACGUCAUCGAGGCCUCCUUUUCCAACGCCUCGCCUGCUUUUGCUCUUCCAGCCAACCCUGCAAAAUGACGAGAACGGGGGGGGGCUGGAUGCAGGGCCCCCCCGGGACCAGUGCCUGAUGUGGACUGUGCUGUCUGGACUUCUGUUCCUUGGCCAAGGCACCUUGUGCGAAUGCCUCCUUCCAUCUCCUCUGUGUCGCCUUGAUUUUUGCCUCUGGAAUGUUUUUCUGUCUCCCUACAGUCCUGUUAAGGGGCACCGAUAUGUGUUUGCGCAGAAAA